Scophthalmus maximus (turbot) is the source of this 4386-nucleotide messenger RNA. It is a transcript of the gene man2a1, whose product is annotated as mannosidase, alpha, class 2A, member 1. Gene Ontology annotation, molecular function: carbohydrate binding; alpha-mannosidase activity. The record is from RefSeq and is a predicted model, not a curated record. Gene Ontology annotation, biological process: N-glycan processing; mannose metabolic process; protein deglycosylation. Gene Ontology annotation, cellular component: Golgi membrane. The transcript has 24 exons. Lineage: Eukaryota; Metazoa; Chordata; Actinopteri; Pleuronectiformes; Scophthalmidae. Bases 235 to 3693 code for a protein of 1152 amino acids.
CGCAGCGGUGAGUCAGCUGAACUAGACCGGAAGCAAAACAAAGAGCGGAGCAGCAGCAGCUCGUGACGCGGAUCGACUCGAGAAACUUUUCUCUCAUGAAAAAUUAAUUUUGUAAUAUUUUGUUUUCAUGGGAAACACAGGACAGACGGAACGACAGCACGAGACACAGCGGACCACGCGGAAGUCGAGGAGAGGAGGAGUGAGCUGUGUUGGAUCGUCGUCGUCGUCGUGGCAAUGAAGAGGAGCCGGGUGUUGGCGGUGCUGGUGGGAGGAGUCUUCUGCGUGGCGGUGAUGUCGCUGUACCGCAUGCUGGAGCUGAUGCAGGGGGCGGAGCUUCAGCAAGGUGGGGCCAGGCCUGCUGCACAGGUAGACGAGGAAUUGUCCCGCCUCCAGCAGAAGAUUGACAGGUUGGAGCGUCUCCUUAGCGACAACAACCGUCUGGUUGCUACGCUGCGGGAUACUCUGUUCAACCACAAAGCAUCGUGGGAAACAGGAGGGGGAGGGGGUAACAUGAGCUCAGGCUCCACCCACAGCCAGGCCGACACGCUGCCUGGCUGCCGAUUGGCCGGAGAGACGAAGGACGGAAGUGAUGGCGUUCAGCUGUCGGACGUGUACGACCUCCUGCCCUUCGACAACCCCCCCGGCGGCGCCUGGAAACAAGGGUUUGAGAUCCAUUACCAUGGAAACGAGUGGGACGAGCAGCCACUGGAACUGUUUCUGGUUCCACACUCACACAACGACCCGGGUUGGUUGAAGACCUUUGACCGUUACUAUGACGACCAGACGAGACACAUCCUUGACAAUAUGCUGGUGAAACUGAGCGAAGACAGCAGGAGGAAGAUGAUCUGGGCGGAGGUCAGUUAUUUCUCUAAGUGGUGGAACGAGCUCGACGAUCAGAAGAGAGAGAGAGUCAAACGGCUGGUGCGGGCGGGGCAGCUGGAGCUUGUGACGGGUGGCUGGGUGAUGGCGGACGAAGCAAACUCUCAUUACUUUGCUCUGUUGGAUCAGCUGAUCGAGGGACACCAGUGGAUCCACAGACACCUGGGCGUGAGGCCGAGAUGCGGUUGGGCGGUGGAUCCGUUUGGACACUCCCCCUCCAUGGCCUACCUGCUGAAGGGGGCGGGGCUUAGCAACAUGGUCAUUCAACGAGUUCACUACGCCGUCAAGAAACACUUUGCCCGACAACAGACGCUUGAGUUUCUAUGGCGACAGGGCUGGGACUCCUCCCCCCGCAAUGACAUCAUGUGUCAUAUGAUGCCGUUCUACAGCUACGAUGUGCCGCACACGUGUGGUCCGAACCCGUCCGUGUGUUGUCAGUUCGACUUCCACCGCCUGCCGGGGGGGCGGGUCUUCUGUCCCUGGAGAAUACCGCCACAGCCAAUCACAGAGCAGAACAUCCAAGAGCGCGCUCUUCUCUUAUUGGACCAGUACCGUCAGAAGUCACGCCUCUUCCGCUCUCCGGUUCUUCUUGUUCCCCUCGGCGACGACUUCCGAUUCGUAGAGUCGAGCGAGUGGGACGCUCAGUUCUACAACUACCAGAAACUCUUCGACUACUUCGAGCAGCACCCGGAGCUCCACGUCAAGGCCCGCUUCGGGACGCUGUCAGAUUACUUCCAUGCUCUUGAGCGGCGCCUGUCCGCGGCGGGAACGACUCUGCCGACGCUGCGCGGCGACUUCUUCACGUACGCCGACCGUGAUGAUCACUACUGGAGCGGAUACUUCACGUCCAGACCGUUCUACAAGCGUCUGGACCGCACGCUGGAGGCAUCACUCAGAGCGUCAGAAAUCCUCUUCAGCCUGACGCUGGCCGCGAUGCGAAGUUUCCGUGGCGACGGUCGCCCGGUAGCAGGUUUCCCCACUCGAGAACACUUUGGACGACUGACAGCGGGGAGGCGGAGCCUGGCGCUGUUCCAGCACCACGACGCCGUCACCGGCACCGCGCGUGACCCCGUCGUGGUCGACUACGGCAACAGAUUGUUUCACUCCAUCCUGGACCUGCGCCAUGUGCUGCAGAGCUCCGCCCACUGGCUGCUCCUAUUGGACAAGAGCCGUUACCACCACGACCAAUCAAAACCCUUCCUACAAAUGGACGAAGUGAUCUCAGCUCCAGACGUCCUGCCGCAGAAAACGCCGCUAACGCUCAGCAAAGAGCCCAGGUCGUUGAUCGUCUUCAACCCGACGGAGCAGCAGCGAACAUCCGUCAUCAGCGUCCUCGUCGACUCUGCGGACGCUCGUGUUGUUGAUGCGGAAACUGGUCGACCAAUGGCAGCGCAGAUGUCUGCUGUGUGGGCAGAGCCGAGCAGUGCGUCCACAGAAGUUUUCCAGCUCGACUUCGUGGCCGAACUUCCUCCGCUGUCGCUCGUCGUGUAUCACGUGACCAGAGCGUUGACUGGCUCCGCCCACCGGGCACGCUACACCUUCCACCGUCAUGGCAACCCACCGACCGUCCAGUCACAACACUUCCAGGUGUCCCGCCCUGUGGGUCCUGAGGCCGACACCCCCGUGUCGCUUAGCAACAAGCAUGUCCAAAUAUGGAGUUCCCCUGAGACCGGCCUGCUGCAGAAGCUACGGCUGCGCUCCGGUCUGGUCCGUCAGGUCCAAGUCCAGUUUCUGUGGUACGGAACCAGAACAGGAGCGAACCGGGACAAGAGUGGAGCCUACUUGUUCCUGCCAGGGGAGGAGGGGGCCCAGCUGUACUCGUCCUCAGAACCACCCCUGGUACGGGUCUCUAGAGGGCUCGUCUUCUCUGACAUCACUUCCUAUUUCCGACACUUCACUCACACAGUGCGACUCCUUCACUUGGACGGACAUGCUGGGAGGACCCUGGAGAUUUCCAACACGGUCGACAUCAGGUCAGAGUUCAACCGUGAGCUCGUCAUGCGGCUUGUCAGUGACGUCGCCAACGGCAACAGUUUCUUCACUGACCUCAACGGUUUCCAGAUGCAGCAACGCCGGACGCUUGAGAAACUGCCCCUUCAGGCAAACUUCUUUCCCAUGAGCUCGUCGAGCUUCCUGCAGGACGCCGCGUCGCGUCUCACGCUGCUGUCAGCGCAGAGUCAGGCCGUCGCCGCGCUGCGACCAGGGGAGCUGGAGCUGGUGUUGGACCGGCGGCUGCAGCAGGAUGAUAACCGCGGCCUCGGUCAGGGCGUCACCGACAACAAGCUGACGGACAAUCUCUACCACCUGCUGCUGGAGGACCGGAGGGGCGAUGCCCAGGAAGUGGGCAGAGCCUCGGUUGAACACCUGUCGCUGCUCGCCCACCUUACCUCGCUCUCCCUCUGCCACCCGCCACUCACUAUGUUCGCCCCCGUCGACAAUCAGCUGCCAAAGAUCCACCCCUUCCGGCCGCUCCGCUCAUCGCUGCCGUGCGACGUUCACCUGCUGAACCUAAGGACACUGGAGGACGACCAUGAAGCAGGAAGCCCGUCACAGGAAGUGGCUCUCAUCCUCCACAGGAAGGGCUUUGACUGUAGCUCCGCCCCCGAGCCAGUGCCUGUGUGCACGUGGAGCAUGCACGAGGAGGUGAAUCUGGACCAACUCUUCUCCCCUCUUCAGUUUCGCUCCGUUCGUCCGUCAGGUCUGACCCUGCUGCGUGAUGACGACCACCAGGAGUCCGCCCAGCAACAUCCACCGACACACAUGGUUCGCCUGCAGCCAAUGGAAAUCAGCGCUUACCGUGUGACGCUCGACUGAAACACGAAGGUCGAUGUGACGCUUGUAUGGAAAAUCAAUAUCAGAAAAAAAUUACUUUAAUCAACUUUUGUGUCAAAAAAAUCUGAGACAAAGUAAAUUAUAAAAUGUCCGAAUGAACAUGAAGAAUCAGAAACCAGGGGUCAAAGGUCAAAGGUUUUCUGUCAAUAUUUAAUAAUCGAUUCAUCAGUUUUUUGGUGACCAAAAAGGGACCGAUCGAGUUAUCGGCUCGGUGUUUGAUGUGACGUGUUUCCAUGGUGUGACUGUCAAUCAGAGUCUGAGUCAUUACUGCUGCUUCUCUGUUUUAUAAAUGAAUGAGGAAUUGUGGGUGAACGAGUCAUUGAUUUAAUUUUUAUUAAUCUGUUAAUAAACGACACUGGAGCUUUUUGUGUAAUUUUGUGUUAAAAUGUACUGACAAAUCCACAUAUUUUCCUGUUUAAAUGUAAAGACAGAUACAUCUAUAAAGAUAUAUAUGUAUAUGUAUCUGUCUGUUUGCUGUAAAGGGAAAGUUUGUGGAAAAUCUGUAGAUGAUUAAAUCUUCUGGUAAUUUUUUUUUAAAUUGAUAAGGUCUAUAUUUGCUGAAAUGUCAAGAUUUAAAACAAAAUGUUUUGUUUUGAAAAAUGUAUUUUUACUUUUUCUAAUUUUGGGGAGAUUUUUUGUUUGUAAUAUAAAAAUAAAUUAUUUUCCAAUCGUCCA